AUGAGCGAAUCAAAAUUGCCAACUGAUACUGAAAUUGCAUCCAUCAUAAAAUUUAUCGAAGAUUUGAAAGUUCCAUCGCCAUCUGGUGCUAAUGUUUCCGAAUUCGUUAAUCCAAUGAAAAAGUCCGUGAAUUGUUUUAUGAUAUAUCGUAAACUUGUUGUAAAAGAGAUGAAUUUAAAUGGAAUGUUCUAUGAAAUGAAGAAGCUUUCGAAAUUAGUUUCUAAGAAAUGGAAAGCCGAGCCUGAUGCUGUAAAAGAAGUGUUUAAAAGUUAUGCUCAAGAAGUUGCAGCUUGUUCGAAUUAUUCUUUUACCACUUCGAAACCUCGUUAUAACAAAAAAUGGAUUCAUUAUGAAGAUUCUAAAUUCAAAAAAAAACCAUAUGUUCGUCGCGAUAAAAUCAUAAGCGGAGAAAGUAAGACCGAAUUGAUAUCUGAAUAUAUCGAAAAAAACUCACCGACCAAUGAAUUUGCUAGCGUAGAACCUAAUAAUCUCUCUCCUUCAAAAGCCGAUUCGGUCGAUCUUUCAGACGAAACCUUAUCUGUUCAAUCUAUAAUAUCGCAUAAUAAACAAGCCGCUGAAACUUUAACUUUCCGUGAUAAUGUGGCAAAUACAACAGAACAAUUUAACAUACAAGCACAGUCUAAUUGUGCAUCAAAAAACAUUUUAAUACCUUCUACAUAUGAUGAAAUAAUUCAUUACUCGAGUUUUGAAAAUUACGAUUAUAAUGGAAAUUUGACUACUUUGGAAUUUUCCCCAUCUGUGGAAGAAUCAUAUUUUUCUGGCAUUACAUUGAAUGAGUUUAGAAUCUACAUUUAA
Ambispora leptoticha is the source of this 816-nucleotide messenger RNA. NCBI's taxonomy places the organism in Eukaryota, Fungi, Glomeromycota, Glomeromycetes, Archaeosporales, Ambisporaceae. The record is from the annotation of a GenBank genome assembly.